Molecule: messenger RNA, 4617 nt
Organism: Plasmodium reichenowi
Lineage: Eukaryota; Apicomplexa; Aconoidasida; Haemosporida; Plasmodiidae
Product: zinc-carboxypeptidase, putative
Exons: 1
Biological process (GO): protein side chain deglutamylation
Source: RefSeq, a predicted model, not a curated record
UUGUUAUUAGAAGGAAAUGAAGAGAAUAAAAGACAAGGAGACAAACCAUUUGAGGAUUUAUCUUUAUUUUCAUUUAAAAAUAAUGAACAGUGUUAUGAUAAUAUAAAAAUGCAGCAAGCCAUUUUGAAUUCAUCUUAUGAAAAAAAUGUAAAAAAUAUAGUUAAGGUAGUAUAUCAUGAAGAUUGUAAAUUGUUAUAUGAAAAUACAGAUAUACACGUUGAACUUCCGUCUAUAGUAUAUGAUAGAAAUAGGAACAAAAAUAAUGAUGUCGUAAAUAAAUGGGAUAAAAAAAAAGAUGAUGAUUAUACAAAUAAAUGUAAUCAAUAUAAUGAUGAUGAUUAUACAAAUAAAUGUAAUCAAUAUAAUGACGAUGAUUAUACGAAUAAAUGUAAUCAAUAUAAUGAUGUUAGAAAAAUUACAAAUUUAAAAUAUUUUAUUAAUAAUAACUGGAAAAAUAUAAAUUUGAUUAAUGAAAAAUUAUUUUUGAAAAAUUUAAAGGAACUCGAAGAAAUACUAAAUUAUAAUUUUUUGCAUAUAUGUAAAAAUAAAUGUAAACAAUAUAAUAAGAAAAGAAAAAAUGAAAGACAUUUCUCUUAUCACGAUAAUUUUCUUAGUCAUUAUAUAAUCUAUAAAAAAAAUAAAUUUAUAAAACACAAUAAAAAUGUACAUAUCGAUGGUAAUCAUUAUGAUGCUCAUGAGAGUACUAACACAUGCGAUGAUGUGACAACAAGAGAAAAACAUAAUAAUAAAAAUAAUAAUAUGAAGUAUUGUCUAAAUAAAUAUCCAUAUGAUAAUAUGAACGAACCUUUGAAUUUAUCUUGUACAUGGUACGAAAAGAAAAUAGAAAAUAUAUACUGCCUAAAUAUACCAGGAUAUAAAUAUAAAUAUAAAUAUAUUUGCCCUUCAAUGAGCAAAAUGAAUGAUGAAAAAAUAAAAGAAUUAUAUAUACCAAAAGGACAUAUAUUAUUUAAUUCAAAAUUCGAAUCUGGAAAUUUAAAAUAUGUAAUAAAGGAAGAAAAUGACAAAGAAGUGUAUUCCUUAUUCCUUAAUCAGGAUAUACGAAUGAACGAGAAAAAAAACCAGUGGUUCUAUUUCAGUGCUAGUUAUGUUCCAAAUGAAUAUUAUACGAAUGAGUUAUAUAAAAUGAAAAUGUGUAAUAAAGAUAUUAAUCAUAUAGGGGAUAAUAUGAACGUUGUGUAUAAUUACAUGAACAGUACAGGUAAUAAUAUAAACAAUAUUGUAAAUAAUUUGGAUAGCACUGUAAAUUACAUGAACAGCGCAGGUGAUAAUAUAAACAAUAUUGUAAAUAAUUUGGAUAGCACUGUAAAUUACAUGAACAGUACAGGUGAUAAUAUAAAUGAUAUUGUAAAUAAUUUGGAUAGCACUGUAAAUUACAUGAACAGUACAGGUAAUUACCUAAAUAGAAAGAAUAAUAAUCACCUUGGCUAUACUAAUUGGAGGGGACAAAGGUGCAUGAAUCAAUAUUUGAAUGACAUAAAUAAUGACGAAAUAGAUACCAAUUUAGAUGGGAAUAGAAAAUAUUCGUUAGACGCAUGUGAUAAAUUUACUGUUAGAAAUGUAAGGAAGUUAGAGAAACCAUUUACUGUUAGAUUUAAAAUAGAAAAUAUGGCCAAGCCUUUUUUUUUAUAUAAAUAUGGUCAUUCGCCUUUAUCCUUUUCAGAAUGUAAGCAUAAAAUAGAGAAUAUACAAUGGGAAAGAAAUACAUAUGAUAUAAAAUAUAUAAAAAACAGUUCAUGUAAGCAUUAUAAUAUAAAAAAAAAUAGUAUGGAAUAUUAUAAUUAUAAUACGUAUACUUUAGAAUUUAGUUAUGAUUUUACGUAUGCAUAUGAUACAGUAUACUUUGCAAGUAGUUAUCCAUAUACGUAUUCUUAUUUGAAUGAAUAUUUAUGUUUGAUAAGAAGUUUGUUGAAGGAUCACCCUACAAUUAAUUAUAUAGAAGAAAGGUUGUGCAAAACAUCAUGUGGACUUGAUUGCCCAGUUUUAUGUAUAACAAAUUAUGAUAGGAUGGAAGAAUAUAAUAAAGAAGAAUUAAAAGAAAGUGUAGAAAAGAAAAAAAACAUUGUAGAAGUGAACAAUACAUGUGAUGGAAAAUUGGUUGAUGGAAUGGAUAUAAGUAGUAAUGCUAUAAGAAAGGAGAUUAAGAAGAAAAGGUAUAUAUUAACAAGUAAAAAAUUGGAUAAAAAUAAAGUGGUAAAUAAUUUAUUUGUUGAUAUGAAAAAUGGAUGUACAAGUGAAUGUACAGAAGGAUGUACAAGUGGAUGUACAAAAGGAUGUACAAAUGGAUGUACAAAAGGAUGUACAAGUGGAUGUACAAAUGGAUGUGCAAAUGGAUAUACAAAUGGAUAUACAAAUGAAUAUACAAAUGGAUAUACAAAUGAAUAUACAAAUGGAUAUACAAAUGAAUAUCCAAAUGAAUAUUCAAAUGAUAAUAUGUGUAAAGAAUGUUUAGAUAUAAAAAAUAUAUGUUAUCAAGAGGAAAAAGAAAAAUAUGAUAUAAUAAAAUAUAAUGAUGAUAAGGAUUAUUCUCAUAAUUGUUGUUAUGAAGAAUGUUAUGAUAUGAAAAGAGAAAAAAAUAAAUUUGUUUGCUGUUCAAGUGACAAAUGUAAUUCAUUUUUAAAUGAACAGAUAAAAAGACGAAGGAGUAUAAUUGGUUUGAAUAUUUUACGAAAUAGAAAAAAAUGUUGUAAAAAUAAAAUGUAUACAUCUAAUGAUUUUAUGAAGACUUUUGAGAGUUUAUUAAAAAAGGUUUAUGUUUGCAAAAGAGAGAAUAAGAAAAAUAAUGGAACGAAAAUAAUAAAAAGAUUUGAAGAGAAGUGUGAUAAUAAUUUGUUAUUUAAAAGAAAGGAUGAAAAAAGAAGUUUGUGCCCUUGUCCAAAAAAAAAGAGAAAAAAAAAAAAAAUAAUUGUGUUAACAGCUAGAGUACAUCCAGGAGAAACCAAUUCGAGUUAUGCAAUACAUGGAUUUAUUACAUUUAUUAUAUCUAAUAAUAUAUAUGCACAUAUAUUACGUGAGAAGUUUAUAUUUAUAAUAAUACCUAUGUUAAAUAUUGAUGGUGUUAUUCUGGGACAUAAUCGAUAUUGUUAUAAUGGUUUUGAUUUAAAUAGGCAAUGGUCUAAUCCGAUAGCAUAUAUUCAUCCUACAAUUUAUUCAGCAAAAUUGUUAAUGAAAAAUAUUAGUGAGAGUAAUAAGAUUAUAUUUUUCUGUGAUUUUCAUAGUCAUUCUCGAAAAUAUAAUUGUUUUAUAUUUGGAAAUGAGGGUAGUUAUAAUUAUGUAAAGAAUAAAAAAAUGUGUGAAGUUUUCCCAGAAAUAUUUUCUCACACAUUACCUUGGUUUGCUCUUGUUGACACUGUAUAUAAAGGAGAUAAUGAGAACAAGGGGAGCGCAAGAUUGAUUAGUGGUAAGGAGUUUUCCCUUGAUUGUAGUUAUACGUUUGAGAUUUCUUUGUUUGGUAUACAGAUAAGGAAGGAUUUUAAUAUAAUGUAUAAUGAGAAAAAGGAUAUAUUUUAUGUACAAAAUUAUUUUGAAGGGUAUCAAAAUAGGGGUGACAAUAUAAAAGGGGAUGAUAAUAUAAAAGGGGAUAAUAAUAUAAAAAGGGAUGAUAAUAUAAAAGGAGAUGGUAAUUUCCAGCGUGAUGAUAAUAUAAAAGGAGAUGGUAAUUUCCAGCGUGAUGAUAAUAUAAAAGGGGAUGGUAAUUUCCAGCGUGAUGAUAAUAUAAAAGGGGAUGGUAAUUUCCAACGUGAUGAUAUAUAUGACAAAAUGAAUAAGCAUUACAUUAAUAAUAAUUAUUAUUAUGAUAAGAAUAGCUAUGACUUUUUAUAUUUCGAUGAAAAUCUUUUAUUCAUGACGGGUGUUAGUUUUGGUAUAUGUCUUUUUAAGUUUAUUAAUUUUUUAUCAUAUCAUAAAUCUUCUAUAUAUAGAAGAACAUGUGAAGAAAAAGAGAAGGAGGAUAUUUCGACAGAAACGUGUAGUAUGUUAUGUGUAAAUAAUAAGGAUGAUGAAGAAGAAUGUAACGAAGCAAAGAAAGAAAACCAUCAUACUUUCAAGACAGGAAAUAGUUUGGAGUUUAAUAAAGAGGAAGAGCAUUUAUUAAGUGAUACUCAUCGUAUGGUAAAUACCUUUUUAUGUAAUAGUAUGAAUAAAAAUAAAAAGGAAUAUAAGAAUAUUUUAAAUAAGUAUGGUUUUAUAAAAUUGAAGAGUAGUAAAAAACAUAUUGAAGAGGUGAAGAGAAUAAGAAAGUUAAAAAAAAAAAAAUAUAUGGUAAAAGAGGUUUAUGAGUUAGGAAGAAAAAUAAAACAAAACAAAUAUUAUCAUAAUUAUCUGUUUGGUUUAUAUAAAGUAAAUAUUAAUGAUGUAAUACGUUUAUUAAAUAAGAUAAACAUGGAUGAUCAUAAUGGUAAGUAUAAAGGUCCUGGUUUUAAUAAUUCCUUGGAUAUGAAGAAAAAAAUACAAAAUAAAAAUGAAAGUAAAACUGAAAAUAAAAGUAAAAGUAAAAAUAAAAGUAAAAAUAAAAGUAAAAGUAAAAAUAAAAGUAAAAAUAAAAGUAAAAGUAAAAAUAAAAGUAAAAGUAAACGAAAAAAGGUUAUUGUUAUAUUGUAA